Molecule: messenger RNA, 997 nt
Organism: Rubroshorea leprosula
Lineage: Eukaryota; Viridiplantae; Streptophyta; Magnoliopsida; Malvales; Dipterocarpaceae
Source: the annotation of a GenBank genome assembly
CAUUUAAUCCUAACCCUAAUUCAUUUCUCAAUUUUCAUUUUCACCUUUCCUGACUUUCCCUCUCCUUCUAUUGUGCGACUCUACCAUCUGAAUGCCCUCCAUUCCAUUACCACCCUUCUACGAUUCUACCCUUACCCUUCCCAAUGCUUAUCUUUUGCCGCCCCUUGUUUUCUCCUUUGCACCGGUGGGACCAUCUCAAAUCCCAUUCCCUCCACUACACUAUUGGUCUGCUACUGCCAAACUACCGAAGCCAUCUACUUGCUAUUGCCAAAUUGUCGAAGCCAUCUACUUGCUGCUAUCUAGACUAUCAAAGCCAUAUGUGGUUCUGUUGCGGCCUUGCCCUUCUUGGCAACUAGUAACAGCCAGUGAUACCAAACACGCCUCCAACGCAGACGCCCUCUCUUCACAUUUCUCUCGGACGAAUUUUCAACGAAGCAAAAGGGAGUGCUCGCCGACGCGUUUGAAACCUCGCGGCGCAGAUUUCUUAUUGGCUCCGACUACCGAUUUCGGUACGGUUUCUUUGUUCUUCGUGUGUUUCUUUCCUCGAUCUUUCGUCGAAACGUUCUUAUAGCUUCUUUUUGUGUGGAUCGCGGCUGUUUCUCUGUUGUUUGUUUGUUUCUUUCUUCGAUCUUUCGUGGAAACGUUCUUAUAGUUUCUUUGUGUGUGGAUCGCGGCUGUUUCUCUGUUCUUCGUUUGUUUCUUUCUUCGAUCUUUCGUGGAAACGUUUUUAUAGUUUCUAUCUGUGUGGACUGCUGCUGUUUUCCGUUAAAAAGCGUUUAGGUUUAGGUUUAGGUUUCUGUGCAGCGUCUCUAAGUAUCCUUAGAGAUUUUGCUGUUAACAUUUAGGUAAGUUUUUGUGUUGAAUUGUUCUUUGAUUUUUUUUUUUUUUGUAUAAAUUGUUUUGGAAUUCCGCAUGUCUUUCUCUUGUUUAUGUUGAUUUCGGAUCUUUAUGUCAGUUUUUGUGCCUUUUUGCUUUUUUAUAAAUUCUGUUAAAAUUU